Messenger RNA from Triticum dicoccoides, 999 nucleotides. RefSeq names its product clavaminate synthase-like protein At3g21360. Bases 1 to 999 code for a protein of 332 amino acids. Lineage: Eukaryota; Viridiplantae; Streptophyta; Magnoliopsida; Poales; Poaceae. The transcript is spliced from 2 exons. Gene Ontology annotation, molecular function: oxidoreductase activity. The record is from RefSeq and is a predicted model, not a curated record.
AUGGGGGAAGCUGCAGCUGUUGUCGCCGCCUCGCGCGACGGCUUCUUCGGCCUGGGCGAGUGCAAGGGCCAGGUGGUGAUCGACGGCGAGCAGGUGCCACUGGUGCUGACGCCGGGCAGCGACGAGGUGAGCGGCCACGACCACAAGGCGCUGGUGGCGGCCCUGGUGUCCAACCGGGAGUGGGUGGAGGAGAAGGUGGUCGCCAACAGCGGCGUGCUGCUCCGCGGCUUCGGCGUGCGCGACGCCGUGGAGUUCGACGCCAUCGUGGAUGCGCUCGGGUGGCCGGACAUCCGGUACGUCGGCCCCGCCCCGCGCACCCACGUCCACGGCCGCAUCUGGACCGCCAACGAGGGCCCCCUCGAGGAGUUCAUCUACUACCACCACGAGAUGGUCCUCAUCAAGGAGUUCCCGGGUAAGGUGAUCCUGUUCUGCGAGGUGCCGCCGCCGGAGGGCGGGGAGACGCCGUUCGUGCCGAGCUUCCGGGUGACGGAGCGCGCGCUGCAGGAGUUCCCGGACAUGGUGGAGGAGCUGGACGCCAAGGGGCUCCGCUACACCUUCACCGCGCUGAGCAAGGACGACACCAAGUCCAUGCGGGGGCGAGGGUGGGAGGACGCCUUCGCCACCACCGACAAGGCCGUGGCGGAGCAGAGAGCCCGUGCGCUGGGGAUGGACGUGGAGUGGCUGCCGGAGGAAGGCGGCGUGAGGACCAUCCUCGGGCCGAGGCAGCUGACGCGGGUGUUCCCGGGCCGGAAGGGCCGCCGGAUGUGGUUCAACACGGUGGUGGGGAUGCACGGCAAGGAGCUCAGCUCCGCCACGUUCGCCGACGGCUCCGAGAUACCGGCGGACUUCGUGCGGCGGUGCGGCGAGAUCAUCGAGGAGGAGAGCAUCCAGUUCCGGUGGGAGAAGGGCGACGUGCUCAUCCUCGACAACCUCGCAACGCUCCACGGCCGCCGGCCGUCGCUGGCGCCGAGGAGGGUCCUCGUCGCCACAUGCAAGUGA